UCCGUCGUCAAAUCUGGAAGCAUCAACUCACCUACCGGGAAUGGGAUCUGCACUUAGUUGUAAGAAAAACUUUGCGUUUUUUCGUGUAUUCGCCCUACAAAAGCUACUUUUCAAGCUGCGGGGAUAGUUGUGACCACAUGCUGGGCUACGACGGCGCACUGUUCAAUGACCUGCGAGAGGCAGCCAGAAGUCGUGAGUCUGCAGGAGCGAAAGAAACAAGUGUAUCAUCUUAAAUCCGCGUAGUCCACUUCGGUUCUUUGUAAAGUUCACUUGAUUAGCCUUACUGGACGCCGUGCGUAAAACACCCGCGCGUAAAGUUGGUGCCAUCUGUCAGACGUUACAAAAUCAAGUCAUGGCCAAGUGGUUCAAAGAUUUCCCCAUUAAUCUUAAGAAUGGGAGUGAACGGGCGCGUUCGGCCUCUGAAUCCGGUCCACAAACUCGGACCAAGCCGUCAUUUUCUCGUGACAGUCUAAAGGGAAAUGCGCGCAAGGAUGGUGGAGUCGGGGGUUUACUAGCGGGGAGGAAUAGGAAGAAUUCGGCCACAGAGUUGGGUCGGAGCAACAUCGGACCUGUUGGGACAAUGUGGGACACACUAGCACCGGGAAAGGGUCGCAAGAACUCCAAGGUGGAGAGCUUGGAGGAGAAAAAGGUGAAGAACUCCAGUUUGGCUCAGGCUUACUUCAGCAGGAUGAUCAAAGUGGACAAGCAGGACAAGAAUGAGAAACUGAGCGGUAUCAGUGAGCAGAAGGACCCAGAGGGAGAAAUCAGCAAAUCCAUCAAAACAACGCUGAUUAUUUUGGAGGACUAUGCUGAUCCCUUUGAUGCAGAGAAAACUAAGGAGCAGCGAGAAGCGGAGCGGGUUGGAGUGAAUGACGGAUACAUGGAGCCUUAUGAUGCUCAAGUCAUCAUCACAGAGGUCCGAAGACGUGGUUCUAAGGAUCUGCUAAAAGUCUGUGUCCUGCUGGACCGAGGCCAAACCGACAGGAAGAGAGAGGACAUCAAGCAACCAGUUCCAAACAUCUACGACACUCCGUAUGAGGAAGGCCCUGAGGGCCACACCGAGGGCGUGUGGAUCCCUGUCACCCGGCCCGAGUCUGAUGGGCGUCCAGCCGGGGAGUACGAGCUGCCGUGGGAGUGGAGGAAGGAGGAUAUUGUUAGAGCGCUGUCAGUGCAAUUUGGUGCCGAUGAUUCUUCUCCAACCAAGGAAAACACCUGUGGUCGUCAACAGCAGCAACACACCUCGAAGCAGAAGAACUGGAGCCACAAAACACUUGUCUCCACCUCGUCGUCCUCUUCUCUACCCUCCUUUCCCUCUUCACCGAUACUCAAACUCUCCCCGCUGACUCUCCAGUCUCCUUCCCAUCCUACACUUAAACUCUCACCUACCUCACCUACCUCCAGUCUCAGCAAACUCUCCACUCACUCUCUUGGUGCCCCACUGGAUGGGGAGACCGCCAUGGUGGACCCCACUGUUCUACUGGAGAAACAGAGCUGGUACCACGGCAGUGUGAGUCGACAGCAGGCUGAGGCUCAGCUGCAGCGCUGCAGGGAAGCCAGCUUCCUGGUGAGAGACAGCGAAUCAGGGACCAGCAAGUACUCCAUCGCUCUCAAGACCAGUCAGAGUUGCGUGCACAUCAUUGUGGCGCAGACCAAGAGCAGCAAGGGUUUGGGCUUCACGCUGGACCAGAGCAGCUGUGUCUUCUCCAGCAUACCGGAGCUGAUCCACCACUACUGCACACACCGACUACCCUUCACUGGUGUGGAGCACAUGACGCUCCAACACGCUGUGUGCAAGUCACACUGACUCAUCCACAGUAACAGGGAUCCCAUCUUAAAUCUCAUGUUAAUGUCAUAUGGUUACAAGGAAUUCCAUGUAUUUUGAACCUCAAGGAAACCAUCUAAGGAGAUGGACCAAAACAACAUGUAUGGGCUGUGAGGUGAUCCACUAAGCCUUGGACACUAGUGUCUGAUAUUAAGAAAAUUAUUGGGGGAUAAAAAUACUACUAAACCUAUGCAGUCAAUUUUGAUAAAAUACAUAUUUCUCAAGGGACAAUUUUCAGUACACCAAUUCCAUGUGCAAUAUGAUGUCAUAAGUGACCAAACCAUCGAUAAUGAAGGAGAAAAAAGCAUGAAAAAUGUUCUGUGUUUUAUGCAGCAAAGAGUUAAUCUCUGGGGCACCUCCACCCAGAUGUUUAAGCUUAUGUGAACAUAUCAGUUAAUUUUCUAGUAUCAAAUAUUAAAAGGUGAUUAGUUAACACAAAGUUCUUUUUUGUAAUAAACUCCCACCCCUACUGUUCAUGAUUGCAUGGAUUCGCAACACAGUGUGUCCCAAUCUAUUCUAUGUUGGCAUCAAUUCAUUUAAAUACCUUUUUCAACCCAAAAAACCAACAAAAUGCGGACAAUGUUCAACAUCACUCCACUGGAUUUUGGGAAACCACAAUUCUCAAACAUCAGAAAAGCAAUUCAUGUUUCGUGCAAAUGAUUUUACGCAACUUAAAACGAAAACUAAAUGACUACUCCCAAACUAUUGGAAUUGAAAAUGCCGAGAGAGCUAUGACACAACCUCUGUAUCUGAUUUUCUGAAUAAAAUUUUUGCAACGUUAUUUUUUUCUUCAUCGCACUACAUAAGUGGUGAAGAAGACUGAAGAUUCUGAGCAAAUUAUGACAGUAGAAACCAACAUUUCUCUCAAGUCAUAACAUUGUUGAUCCUCAGUAUAUUAGGAUCUACUGAAUAUGUAGUAAAAGUAUAGCUUUCCGAAGAAUGCAACAGGGGAUACCACACACUCAGGUUGGUUUGUGGGAUCAAUACACCUGAUUGGAGUAUAUUCAUUCAUCCAUCUGACAUGUCAAUCAGACUAUUGAUUUAUCCUGGAAACCAGCCUCAUUUACCAGCCACUCUGUCUGUCAAGCUAAGAGCGCUAUUGAUUUGUUGCCCUUAACUAGGGUAGUGCAAGGAGCCUUGUAACAUUAUUGUACCAUGUCAGCACAUUUGUACAUUACUACAGGGAAAAUACAAUAAAAGAUUUGCACUUAAGUGUAUCAAAAACUA
This is a messenger RNA of Synchiropus splendidus (mandarinfish), 3049 nucleotides long. RefSeq names its product Src homology 2 domain containing E (gene she). The transcript has 6 exons. The record is from RefSeq and is a predicted model, not a curated record. Lineage: Eukaryota; Metazoa; Chordata; Actinopteri; Syngnathiformes; Callionymidae. Gene Ontology annotation, molecular function: phosphotyrosine residue binding. The coding region runs from base 353 to 1804 and encodes 483 amino acids.